Molecule: messenger RNA, 899 nt
Organism: Didymella exigua CBS 183.55
Lineage: Eukaryota; Fungi; Ascomycota; Dothideomycetes; Pleosporales; Didymellaceae
Product: Golgi apparatus membrane protein TVP23
Exons: 3
Coding region: 40-624 (194 amino acids)
Biological process (GO): protein secretion; vesicle-mediated transport
Cellular component (GO): Golgi membrane
Source: RefSeq, a predicted model, not a curated record
CAGUCGACAGCCCCAGCAGCACCACACAGCACCUCCCCCAUGGAGACGGCACAGCAGUCGCCCGCGCCCGGCUCGCUGAGCUGGAAGCUCAGCAGCCACCCCAUCACGCUCCUGACCUUCCUGUUCUUCCGCAUCUCCUCCCUCCUCGUCUACAUCCUCGGACUGCGCCUCCUAACCUCCAACUUCGUCAUGAUCUUCAUCAUCACCAUCCUCUUACUCGCCGUCGACUUCUAUUACCUGAAGAACAUCGCAGGACGGCGCCUCGUGGGUCUGCGGUGGUGGAACGAAGUCGACAGCGCGACCGGCGAUGGACGGUGGGUGUUCGAGUCCGCAGACCCGGAGACGAGGGAGUUAAAUGCGACGGACAAGCGGUUCUUCUGGAUUGCGCUGUACGCGCAGCCUGUGCUGUGGAUUCUGCUGGCGAUUUUGGCGCUGGUGAGCUUGGAGUUUAUUUGGUUGACGCUUGUUGUUAUUGCGCUGGUUCUGACGAUUACGAAUACGCUUGCGUUCUCGAGGUGCGACAAGUUCGGCCAGGCGAGUGGCUUUGCCUCGAACGCAAUUUAUGGCUCGGGUCUGGCGCGCAAUUUGGCUGGAGGGGUCAUUGGGGGCUUGUUCAGAAGAUGAUUUGGAGGAGGAUGGCACGACAAAAGUGAGCGUUGAGCGCUGUAAGAGUAGGCAUGGUGUCUGGAGUUCCAGGGUCACAGCAUGAUAGACUGAUAUUCUAUGAGACUGCGAUCAAUUUCAGCGUUGCGUUGAUUCAUGCUCCUUACAGAAUAGCGCUUCUACUAUCGUGCGCACCUUGUAGUAUUUGCUCUUACUAGCUGUCCUCGUUGACAAUAACAUCUACGCAUUGUUGGAUCCGACACUGAAACCUUGGACUCCGUCCAAAUGGCGCCCGG